GGUAAUAUAGCCUUUUUCUCUUGUUCCAUGCGAUCGUCUCGCCCAAACUCUGCCUGAGACGGUCUGGUGUCAUUGUUUGUUACAGUGAUCUCACUGACCUUGUUCGUCAGUCGAGCGGUGCGUGAAGACAGAACCACAUCCAACACAUAACACCAUGAGGAAAUUCGUCAACUGUUUGGGCGAGGGUGCGGGGUGGGACCCCGAAUUUUGCAAGAGCAGGAAGGGCAAUUACUUUGAUGCGCACAAGACAUUCAUUGGGUGGCGGGAGGAAGCAAAAAGAAUUGCUGACGAGGACGAGGAAUCACGAGGAGAACCAUGUGAUGAAGAUGGAGAAGAUCCCAGCAUCAUUCAAACCUUUAUGCAAGGCCCGCAAGGAUCGGAUAUAUGUGACUUGGAGGCGUCAGUCGUUGAGAACUUCUGCGGCAGUAAUAUUCCGGAAUCUCUGCGCGAAGACAGACUUGGUGACCUUCCCACCAAUCGUAACUUCUGGUUUGCGGGAAGUUGCAGCGGUGGCGAAGGAUCUUCGAGAAUACAGCCGCAAUGGCUGACACCACAAGCCUUCUGUCGUGAAUUCAACAAGCACGUGCGUUUCGAUCCAAGUGACAAAUGCGUCGAGGCACAAGAUAUGCCUGGGGCUAGCGGGCCGGCCCACGGCGUCUGCCCAGGUAACCCAGGCGACGAUGGUGGGGGGAAUACCUGUAAGUUGACAUCGCUCCAAAACAGCUUCGUCGGCGACCCUGACGCUUUGAGUUUUGGCGCCCUUAUAAGUACGGCGACAAUCCACCUGGCAUCACCACUAGCAAAAACCCUCCACAACCAUUUGGCAUCAGUGACGUCCAUUGAAGUAGAGACUUGUUCGGACCGCUUUCUCACGUUCCAGCUUUCAUUUUCCCUGCCGUACUUUGCCUGGAGAACCUCACCAAGACCCUGCAAAGAUCAACGACUUACGAGGACAAACCAGCCCUUGAGAAGCUUCAGAGAUGUUUCACCGUUGAUUCUCGUGCCGAAUAAAUUGCCGGCAUACCUUUAUCAGGCACAGAUAUCUUGCGUGGUGGCCGGUUUUGACGAAUGGACUUGGACCGCGCACUGUCUUGCAGACAGCUACUUCGACGGAGAGGACGGCGAAAAUGUACAGCAGUAUUCCAAGGACGCCAGGGAUGGAGCCAGCACGAAUCCUUUCCUUCACGGAGUGAUUGAGGCUGGUCGGCCUUUCCAUAAAGCCCGGGAGUUCUUCCUGCGAGUCUUCUCGGUCCGCCUAAAACAGGUGUGGAAAGAGUGGCAGACUGUCGUCACGAAUAUCAAGAACAGCAUCUCCAGAUAUGAAGAGGAACACCUUACUCCAUUGCUCCCGUCCUGUACGACCAAGGACACACGACACGAUGAAGCAGAAAUUCGGAAAGCAUUUGAAUGGGUUAACAACGCCAUGCGCAUUACAAAGGAAUUGUCAGAAAUUCUGUCCAAGACUGUUGAUGCUUGCGAGAGAUUCGCCGAGAAUGAUGCUGUCAACUUCCAGGAUUUUCUCAAUAUCAGCCAUGCUCAGAAGUUACUGCACUCCAUUCAACGGGUGAUAGAGGAUUUUCAAACUCUGAGAACGGAGCUUAGAGCUAUAAUUGAGCGUUGCGAGGACUUUGUUCACAAGCUGGAGUUCCGCAUUCAGCUUGAGGCAAUUUGUAUGGGCAACUUCCAGAGCGCAUUGGUCAAAGACAACAAUGAGUUGGCGAAAACCACACAAAGACUUUCGGUGAUCAUGAUGCUCUUCGUCUCUCCUGUGGCAGUGGCAGCGCAGAUCUUUUCCAUACCCGAGAACCUCGUGCCGUUCGUACCUCGGAACUUUGUAUCAUUCCUUGUUCUGACCUGCACCCUGGGCAUCGCCAGUUAUGCCUUUCUGGACUACCAAGAGAUAGUACGCCUCUGGCGGAAGCUGCAACCGGUAUCCGGAGAAUUGGCAUUUGGCAAUGUUCUCAGAUUUUGGGCAACCGGCAUAUACGGAGCCAGAGCCACCGCAAGAAUUGCUGGGAUGGUUCUUUCUCUUCGCCGUCCUCGAACAAAUGUACCGCCACAGGAAGUGGCGGAGUUGGGAAUGAUGCUUCCUUUGCGGCUCAGUCUCACGGACUUGCAAAAUAUCGCAGACGAUUUCGCUGCGACUGACUCUGCUCAUGGCAUUGUCGAGCUAUCACACGCUGUCUGA
Molecule: messenger RNA, 2188 nt
Organism: Exophiala viscosa
Lineage: Eukaryota; Fungi; Ascomycota; Eurotiomycetes; Chaetothyriales; Herpotrichiellaceae
Exons: 8
Coding region: 155-2188 (677 amino acids)
Source: RefSeq, a predicted model, not a curated record